ACCACGAUAAAGUCUCAGACCAGUCCAACCGUUGUCAGAUAACUUGAUUGUGUUUGAUUUCUCCAAGUUCUCCCAACUUCCAGCAACAGUUUUAUUGUUUCUGAUUGUUUACAAGUAAAUGUGGGACAGCAGCAGCUCAGGAGGUAGAGCAGGUGUUUCAGUAAUCAGAGGGUUGCGAGUUCUAUCCCAGCUCUGACCAGAGAGUGCUGCUGUUUGCCUUUGGGAAAGACGCUUAACCCUUGCCUGCUGGUCGGAGGCACCAGGGCAGCUGUGGCUACGUUGUAGCUCAUCCCCACCAGCGUGUGAUUGGGUGAAAGACUGAUUGUGUUGUGAAGCACCUUGGGGGGUUGUGGAACCCUAAGGUGGUGCUAUACAAAUAAAGGCCAGUUCCCAUCCACGUUUAAAAGAUCGGUUUAUCUUUCACAACCUGACAAGCUAACUGGACUCGCCGUCGCUCAGCAGAACCUCCUAAGAACCAGGGUUUUAUCAAAAUCCUCCCUUCUUCACCCUUUAUACACCUCUUAAACAAGUCGACUCCCUCGCUGCUCUCCUCCCUCACUGACUCACACACACACACAACUUUCUCCAGACAACACGCCACACUUAAUUAUCCACUCGCACACUUGUGUAUGUUUUUGGUGUGUGGUUUGCCAAUGAGGCGUUUUCUGGAGCUGGUGCUGGAGCGGGUUCUGAAUGUGUCAGAAAACCUCAGGCUGAGAAAAAACAGGAAACAGAAAAAGAAGAAGCUCAAAACUAGGAGAAACAAACGGGUGAUCCUGACCGUUUACCUCAACAACACUCAGCAGAUGCUAACAGAGGUCCCCAUUACCCCGGCAACCCGGGUGGUUGAUGUGGUGGAGUACUGCAAAGAGGCCGGCGAGGGCGACUGCCACCUGGCUGAGGUGUGGAAUGGACACGAGCGCGCUCUCCCUCAGGAGCUUCUGCUGCUGGAUCUCCUGCAGCAGUGGGGGGCCAGAAGGCCAGAGGUCAGCUUCUACCUCAGACACUGCCCCCCCUGGACUCAAGGAAGUCAGCCGCCGGCGGAGCAGAACCGGACCGCCGAGGCAGCAGAGAGUGAAAAGGAGCAGAGGCUGAGGUACCUUCAGCAGGGGGGCAGGUCCGGCCAGGGUCAGACUCAGUCUGAAGCUGAAAAGCUGCAGCGGCUCAAAGAGCGAGUGGAGACCCAGGAAGCGAAGCUGAAGAAGAUCCGAGCCAUGAGGGGUCAGGUGGACUACAGCAAGCUGAUCAACGGGAACCUGUCUGCAGAGAUCGACCACAUGAGCACCUUGUUUCAGGAGAAGCAGGCGGAGCUUCAGUCUGCCGUCAUCAGAGUCGACCAGCUGACCCAGCAGUUGGAGGACUUGAGGAGGGGACGUGUUCAGCUGCACUCUGGGUCCCCGGGUCAGGGGGGACCCGCUGGGUCCCAAGGGGCCCCAGGCCCCCACAGGGGGUCCCCCCUGUCUGGCCCUGCUGCCGUGGAGCUCAGGAAACUCUACCAGGAGCUUCAGGCGCGGAACCGACACAACCUGGAGCAGAGCAGCAAACUGGCCCAAAACAAGGAGCUGCUGAACAAGAGGAACGCCCAGGUGACGGUGAUGGACCAGCGCAUCUGUGACCUGAGAGAACGUCUGCACAAGAAGAGAGCAGAACUGAGUCGUAUGAACGGAGCAGGACCGGCCUCCCCCCAGAAGUCCCCCCACUCGGGCGGGGGGGUGUCGGGGCGAGUAGCGGCCGUCUGUCCCUACAUCCAGGUCCCGGCUGAGGGGAGACCAGAUCCUGGACACCCGCUGGCUGCUGACCCAGCCCCCAAACCCGGCCCGCUGAGCCACAUCCGCUCCCUCUCAGAGGAGGAUGAGACUGGUACCAGAAAGCCUCCCGGCCCGUGGAUUGUGUCGGAUUUAGACAUCGUUCUGUCUGAGCCCACGGAGACGUGGGACGGACCUCCGUCCCCACAAGGACGGGACGGUACCAACACCAGUGAAGCUUCCUGGUCCAGCCUCAGUAAGAGCGGACCGGACUGGAGGAUCUGUGGUCCAGAACAGCUGCCCUCUGGGUACGGUACCUACCCCAGUGCUUCCCAUCAGGCAGCGGGGCAUCACUCUACCACCAGCUCACUGCCCCGAUCUGCUCCUGGUACCCUGGGCUGGCCCAGAUCCACCUCUUCAUCGUCCUCCUCUUCCUCCUCACAGCAAAUCCAGCAGCGUAUUUCUGUUCCUCCCGCUUCGUAUCAAAGUUCUGACUCCGCCCCCCAACCCCCUCAGACAGAGCGUACUGACCCCCCUCCCGCUGUAGCCGUACGUCCCUACGUCCCCGACCACCCGUCCAGACCGCAGUCCCCCAGGAAGGGCCCCCCCACCAUGAACAGCAGCUCCAUCUACAGCAUGUACCUCCACCAGCCUCAGUCCAAGAGCUACGGAUCCCUGAGCAACAGAACCGCCGUCAAAGCAGUCUACGGCAAACCCAUCCUCCCCACCUCCUCCUCCUCCCCUUCCCCCAUCCCGUUCCUCCAUGGAGGAGGUGUGAAGGCAGCAGGGGAGGACGUUAAAGAUAAAGGAGGAGAGACCGGCGAUGGACAGGUUCUUCCUCCACCCAGCGUGGAAAACAUCCCACGCCCCCUUAGUCCAACCAAGCUCACCCCCAUGGCUCACGCCCAGAUGCGGUACCAGAGCGAUACGGACCUGGAGGUUCUGCGUCGACGCCUCAGCAACGCGCCGCGGCCCCUGAAGAAACGGAGCUCGAUCACAGAGCCUGAGGGCCCUCAGGGGCCGAACAUCCAGAAGCUGUUGUACCAGAGGUUCAACACGCUGGCAGGAGGGAUGGAGGGAGGGUCAGGUAACCCAUUCUACCAGCCCGACUGUCUUCUGGGAGACAUGGACAACAUCCACUCUGCCAAUGGGAACAUGGAGCCCAGUGAGAAGCCGGUAGGCGUCCCCGCUGUGGAGGCUGAAGAGUCCCGUCGCUCGUCUCCGCCCUUUGUUACCCUGGAAACGUCCAAAGAGACAACAGGACCAGCCGAAGGCACCAGUAGUGUCUCUCUGUCCACACAGCCGAGUCUACCUCCUGCUCCUGAAAACUCAGAGGACCAGAAUAACAACCAGAGAGGAAUAAGCCCCGCCCACAACAUAAGCAACGCCUCCCCCUCUCCUGCUCCUUUUGCCCCGCCUCCUUUGCCUAAGGUGAAGCGAACCAACCUGAAGAAACCAUCAUCAGAGCGAACCGGCCACGGUCUGAGAGUCAAGUUCAACCCUUUAGCUCUGCUGCUGGAUGCCUCCCUAGAAGGAGAGUUUGAUCUGGUUCAGAGGAUCAUCUAUGAGGUGGAAAACCCCAGCAUGCCCAACGAUGAAGGCAUAACUCCUCUUCAUAACGCCGUCUGCGCUGGUCACCACCACAUCGUCAAGUUCCUGCUGGACUUCGGUGUUAACGUGAACGCCGCCGACAGCGACGGAUGGACUCCUCUUCACUGCGCAGCUUCCUGUAACAGCGUUCACCUCUGUAAGAUGCUGGUCGAGUCUGGGGCGGCCAUUUUUGCCACAACGAUCAGCGACGUGGAAACGGCAGCAGAUAAAUGUGAGGAAAUGGAAGAAGGCUACAGCCAGUGUUCCCAGUUCCUGUAUGGUGUUCAGGAGAAGCUGGGAGUGAUGAACAAAGGUCUGGUGUACGCCCUGUGGGACUACACGGCCCAGCAGAACGACGAGCUCUCCUUCAGAGAGGGCGACACCAUCACCGUGCUACGUCGCCAUGAUGACACUGAGACAGAGUGGUGGUGGGCGAGGCUGAGCGACCGUGAAGGAUACGUACCCAGAAACCUGCUGGGGCUGUAUCCCAGGAUCAAACCCAGACAACGCUCGCUAGCAUGAAGCCCGGACCAGGAGGAAGAGGGUGGAGGCCAUGAUGAUUCAGAUAAAAGCUGGAGUCACUUUAUGGUAGAAACAAGAAUUCUGUCCACCUGGUUGGACCUUUGUUUCUGGACUUUUCCAGCAUUACGAAGACGCCGUAGCUCCCAGCUCCAUGCAACACAAAAACACAAGCUGUGGAGAUUACUGACCUUAGUUAUUUUUCCAUGGUUUCAUGUAAAAAGAAAGAACCUGAGCGGUUGGAUGAGAUGGAGGGGACGUGGAAGUGAAGCCGGAGAGGAGAAAGUGAGGAGGAGGACAAACUGAAAGUGUUUGAAAGGAAAGCCAGGAGAGCAGCGUGUGGUUUCUGCGGUUUGGUUCCAGAUCAGAGGAGGAUUACGGCUCUGAUUUCACACAGACGGCAUCUGGGAAACGUUACAGACCAGCGGCGCUUAGUUCAGGCCGACGCGUCAGACCGGAGACGAGGAGGAGCGCGUGGAGGGAAGUGAGUGGUGGUUACAGUUCAGAAUAACAGAACCCUUUUAGUCCAAAUAAUCACCAUAAAUCUUCUUCAGUUUUAAAUUUGAAAACUAAAGUUUGCUCAAAUUCUAGAAUGUAUCUUGUGACUGCUGAGACAAUAAAACCUGUUUGAUGUUUUAUUCCUUUAAAUCAUUUAUAACAGAACAUUUUCUAUCAUUUUUUCUGUUUCUGUUGGUGCUGAUGUAACACUCUGCUGCCCCCUAGUGUCCAUGCAGGUUUGUUUGAUGUGAAAAGGACAGCCUGUACCUAUAAAUGUAUAAUAAUAAUAAUAAAAGUAUAAUCAGAG
Messenger RNA from Nothobranchius furzeri (turquoise killifish), 4659 nucleotides. The record is from RefSeq and is a predicted model, not a curated record. Lineage: Eukaryota; Metazoa; Chordata; Actinopteri; Cyprinodontiformes; Nothobranchiidae.